GGGGGAGCGUACGCCUGUCGCCCAGAGGACGCAGACAUCAUUCUCGUUGAUUCCUCCCAACUCGAUGGAAAGCGUCUCAUUCGUACCUGGCAUCAGACCCCAGGGAAAGCCGUUCUUGAAUUUCAAUGGCUACGUAAAAGUAUCGAAGCUAGGAAACCUCUCCUUGAAGCCGAUGGCUGGGGUGGGACAGAAACUUUGGAUGAUGGCAAACCCAUCGUCGAAAGAAUCCUUAAUAACGUCCCUGCAACUCCGGCUGCAUAUGUCCCUCUAAUCCCGAAUGAUCCAAGGCCAUCUCAGUCACCGCAAGAAGCUCCACUCGUUGUUUCACAAAAUCUACGGCAGCCUUCGGAACAUGCAGGCCAACCUAUGUAUAGUCAUGCACCAAGCAUUUCCCCACCUGUUCAAUCAUUUAAUACUCCUCAACCCAUUGCACCACCUCAGCAGCUCACUUCAGCAUUACCUUAUAAUUUGCAGGCUCCUCCGCAACCUCAGGACCCGCAGAGUUUUCAAAUGCUUGUGACUCUGAUGGAUGUUAUGAGGAACACCAACGGUGGUGAAUUCUUGCAGGCGGGACAGCCCUCACCUAUGUAUCCCCAAAUAGAAGCUUCAUCCAGUGCUCCGUUUGCCAUCCAUAACGAACAAACACCAGAUUCAAUCGUUGCUCCAGACCAACCCUACCCUCCUUCAUCGUCUUCUUAUAAAUCACGCAGCCCAACUCCCGACGUCGUUGUGUUGAAGUACCCGGAAAAACAACCUCGCCCUUCCGGACACAAACCUCGCACCGAUAUAUCUUCUCGUGCGCCUUCUACGGUUGUGCUCCCUCCUUCAGUGAAGCGCAAAGCUAUUCAAGAAGCCAUGUUACCCCCAAAAGCCCCAGGAAAGCUGCCUAACAAACGAUCUCUCAAGGGCAAGGAACGUGUUUCAAUAUUCGACGAAUCCGAUAAUGACGAAGGUGCUCCUCCUACCGGUUCAGACGAUGUAUUUGAGCAGUCUCUUUUGAGCUCGCCGGGCCGCACGAAUGCAGGAAAGAAUUCUGGAGAGGUGUUCCUUGACGAUCAAGGGCAGCCUUUGACAUUCUUUGUGCAGGUUGAUCUGCAGGGGCGAUCAGGAGUGGUUUCGAACAUCAAGAAAAAUAAAGGCAAGAUCAUCGGGAGUAUUGCAGAUGCAGAUUAUGUCAUUCUCUUCACGCGCUCGCAGACAUUCCAAGGCCUCUUGAGUGAGGCCCAUGCCUGCGACAAGGUUCCGAUUCAGUCGGCAUUCGUUGCCGAUUGCAUCGCUGAAAACAUGUUGUUGGAUGAAAGCGAGUACAUGCUCGACACGACGCCAACAAAGAAAGUGAAACAGAUGUCAGCGCCCACUUCCCCACAAAUAUUAGCAGCACCGCUGCCACCGUCCUCGAAGGAGGCAAAGUCCCAUCAUGCACGACGGUCUCCUACCCCUCCUCCCCCAGAGACGCGCAAAUCCAUGAGAGAUGGGAAGUUUCACUUUACCCAGCCAGAAAUUGAGUACUUCUGCCAGUAUGCUCAAUUCCUGCUCAAUGAAGACCCAACGAUGUCCACCACGGUCUUGCUUCAAGCUAUACACAAAAAGAUGCCACAUCACUCAGUUGGGUCCUGGCAGAUGCAGGUGUCUUCGAAACUGAAAACACAACUUACUGAAAUUCGCAAGAGGGCAAAUAUCGCAUUUCGCAAGUCUUUGAAUGGGAAUACCGAGAAAUCAAUUGGGGAGGAAAGACCUGGCCCGUCCAAGAAGCCUCGAUUAGCUUCCCCUCCUGUAUCACAAGAAACUCUGGAACGAGAGGAUUUUGAAGUAAUCUGUGAAUUCUUUGCUAGCGGUGGAGGGGACGAUGAUAAUGACGAGAGGGUAUGGGAAAAGUUAUCACAACAUCGACCUUGCAAAAGCGCAGAGUCUUGGCCAGAGUAUUACACGACACACCAAAAUGAAGUUUAUGCACAUAUCGAGGAGCUUGUACGCUCCUCCAGCUAG
Molecule: messenger RNA, 1986 nt
Organism: Suillus fuscotomentosus
Lineage: Eukaryota; Fungi; Basidiomycota; Agaricomycetes; Boletales; Suillaceae
Exons: 7
Source: RefSeq, a predicted model, not a curated record